ACGUCCUGAGCAAUCUUAUCGCGAGAACUGAGCCGUGGUAUAAAUUCCCCGAUCAAUCCUGACAGCUCCUGUACUCCACUCUCCUGCGACUGUUGGUGUGGUCAGAACCGAGUCAGAUUGAAGAUGGCAGCAGGCAAAGCACAAAUUGGCAAGAUGGCCCCAUUCUUCACAGCUAAAGCGGUGAUGCCAGAUGGACAAUUCAAGGAUCUGAAACUGGAAGACUACAGAGGGAAAUAUGUUGUCUUUUUCUUCUAUCCUCUGGACUUCACAUUUGUUUGUCCAACUGAAAUCAUCGCUUUCAGUGAUGCUGCAGACGAGUUCAAGAAAAUCGGCUGUGAGGUCAUCGCUGCCUCUGUUGACUCGCACUUCUCCCAUUUCGCAUGGACCAACACACCACGUAAGCAGGGCGGUCUGGGUACCAUGAAGAUUCCUCUGGUGUCUGACACACGUCGCACCAUCUCAACAGAUUACGGUGUCCUGAAGGACGAUGAGGGCAUUGCUUACAGAGGUCUGUUCAUCAUCGAUGACAAGGGAAUCCUGAGACAGAUCACCAUCAACGACCUCCCAGUUGGACGGUCCGUGGAGGAGACCUUGCGUUUAGUCCAAGCCUUUCAGUUCACCGACAAGCACGGAGAAGUCUGCCCAGCUGGCUGGAAACCAGGAAGUGACACCAUCAAACCUGACGUCCAGAAGAGCAAAGACUUCUUCUCCAAGCAGUAAUAAACCCAAGGCCAGAGUCUGCUGUCUGCUGUAGGAGAUUUCAUUUAGUGAGAGAUCAAUAAUUACGUCAACCAUUGUGCCUAUGGAAGAGUGGUUAGGAGACAGAUUUUUGUAGUUAAAACAAUAUGUGUGUGUGUUCUAUUGUCUGUAGAUUAAAUAGUGCACUUAUGACCAAAGUAUAUAAUUGUGUAAUUAUCAUCUGGUAAAGUAGGCUAUUUUCCCUGA
Molecule: messenger RNA, 945 nt
Organism: Xiphias gladius (swordfish)
Lineage: Eukaryota; Metazoa; Chordata; Actinopteri; Istiophoriformes; Xiphiidae
Gene: prdx1
Product: peroxiredoxin 1
Exons: 6
Coding region: 124-720 (198 amino acids)
Biological process (GO): leukocyte activation; cellular response to stress; hydrogen peroxide catabolic process
Cellular component (GO): cytosol
Molecular function (GO): thioredoxin peroxidase activity
Source: RefSeq, a predicted model, not a curated record